AUGCUGCCUUCUCCUUGGGCCACGCCCCUGUCCCCUGCGGACGCAUCUGACGCAGACUCAUGUGAGCCGUUUGCGCCGCUCGAGCUGCUGCCCUGGGCGCCGCCGCAAACCCCCGUCCGCAGCUACCAGCGCGGCAGGUUUGCGGUGCAGGAGGGCGUGCUGCCGGCGCAGCAGCAGCAGCAGCUGCUCGCGUGGCGCGGCUCGGCGCCCGCUGCGGUGGGCCGCGCGGCGUCCCCGCUAGCCGCGUGCGCGGCGGCGGGCCUGGUGCGCAGCGCCAGCGUGCCUGACGCCACCUCUUGCGCAAUUCCCGUGCCAGCGCGCGUGCCUGUGCCGCGUGCCGACGUCGGCGGCGGCGGCUUUACAUGGUCGAGCAGCAGCAGCUGCCCCCCGCUGCCGCUGCUGGGUGGCGAGAGCGAGCGUGUGCCGCUGAUUUCGGCGGCCGAUGCUGCGCCCCUGCCGCCGCUUUCGGCCAAUGACCUCGCGCGCUGCGAGGGCAGCGACGGGAGCGGCGGCAGCAUCAGCAGCGACAGCACGUGCGGCGGCGACGGCAGUCCGCCGCCGCCGCGCGGCCGCGCGCGGGCGUGCGGCUCGGGUGCUGCAUGUGCGCUGCCGGGCGUAGCGUGCCGCACGUCCAAGGCGGCCUUGGCCGCGGCUGCAGCGCCGCCGCAGGCGGUCGCUUUUUUCCGGCGGGGGCGUUUUUUUGUCAACGUGUCGUCCUCGCCGUCGGCGCCGCCGGCGCUCCUGGGGCG
Messenger RNA from Monoraphidium neglectum, 749 nucleotides. RefSeq lists its product as hypothetical. The transcript has a single exon. Lineage: Eukaryota; Viridiplantae; Chlorophyta; Chlorophyceae; Sphaeropleales; Selenastraceae. The record is from RefSeq and is a predicted model, not a curated record. The annotation marks the transcript as partial.